AUGGCGGUGACCACACCAGAACGACAGCAUAAAACAUUUGUUCCUCAGAAUCAGGUUCAGAAUGCUCAGCAAUCCAAGCACUCGACCCCUACAACCAAGAGAAAAAACAAACCUCCUGCAUACCUUUAUUUUUCAGAAAACUGUGGACUGUACUUUCCAGAAAUAAAAAGAGAUCCAGGCAGAUAUUUACACAGUUGUCCUGAAUCUGUAAGAAAGUGGCUUCAACAGCUAAAGAAUGCCGGGAAGGUUCUUCUGUUAAUUACCAGUUCUCACAGUGAUUACUGUAGACUGCUCUGUGAAUAUGCUCUUGGGGCUGAUUUUGCAGACCUUUUUGACAUCGUGAUUACAAAUGCACUUAAGCCUGGUUUCUUCUCCCACUCACCAAGUCAGAGGCCUUUCCACGCACUCAAGGAUGAUGAGGAGCAGGAGGCACUGCCAUCUCUGGAUAAACCUGGCUGGUACUCCCAAGGAAACGCUGUUCACCUUUAUGAGCUUCUGAAGAAGAUGACAGGCAAACCUCAGCCGAAGGUUGUUUACUUCGGUGACAGCAUGCACUCGGACAUUUUCCCAGCAAGUCAUUAUAGUAACUGGGAGACCGUGCUCAUCCUGGAAGAACUCAGGGGCGAGGAAGGCGAAAAGCCUGAGGAGGCGGAGCCUCGGGAGAAGAGAGGGAAAUAUGAGGAACCAAAGGGAAAGCCUCUAAAUACCUUAUCUAGAAAAUGGGGCUCUUUUUUUAUUGAUUCAGUAGCAGAACAGGAAAACACAGAGGACUCCUUGGUUUACACGUGGUCCUCUAACAAAAUCAGUACUUACAGCACUAUUGCAAUUCCAAGUAUUGAAGCAAUUGCAGAAUUACCCCUGGACUACAAGUUUGCAAGAUUCUCUUCAAACAGUUCAAAAACAGCUGGCUACUAUCCAUUGGUCCAUUAUACCAACGGCCUUAUCAAAUGAUGAGACACUGACAAUAAAACAAAUUAUAAUGGAGUGAAAAACCAUAUAUGUACCAAAUGUGCUAUUAAAAAUGUUAAUUUUCAAAAAAUAUUGUAAAAUGCUUUGUAGGAACAAGUUUUUGUGAAAAUGAUCAAGUAAUUGGUAUUUGUGCAUAAGUCUAUUUUGUAUAAACUAUUUGAUGCUUAACUCUUACUAUAUUAAAAUCUAAGUAUCUUAGAAGUGAACAGAACAUUGAUAUUUUCCAUAUCAAUAGUUUAGAGAUUAGAAUUUCCCUGGGGAGGUGUAUACACAACCACACCCACACGCACACAUACAUAUAUUUAGCCCCGUGGUUUUCAAAGUGUUAUGCUAGACUAAGAGCACAGCAGCACGUAGAACUUGAUAAUGCAAAUUUGAAAGGCUUCCCAAAACCCACUAGAUCAGAAACCCUGGCAGUGGGUCCCAGCAAUCUGGGGCUUUAUGUGAUUUUUUUCAAGCUAUUAGGUUUCAUACUGUUCUUCUUUUCAGAAAUGAGAUAAGCAGGGGCAGAGUACUACAAGCCAACUCUCUCAACCUCCAUAGUUUCCCACUAGUUUUUCUUCCCCUAAGUGUUGCUUCUUCAUUUUCAGUAAUUUUAAGGUAUGCAUUUUCAAGACAAAGAUUAUGACCUUCCAAUGUUCAGCCCUGCCCCCCAACCUUAAUCUUUAACAAUUAAUUUUGCUCAUUAGAGAAAUUUAUAGUUGUUAAUUAAAUCUGAGUUAAAUUUUAUUUUCUCCUUGGUCAAGAGGGUGAUGACAAAAAAACAAAAAAAAAAAAAAACAGGAAAACUGCAUUAAGUCUUUCAGGUAUGCUAUAAUCCAAGAUUGCCGUGUUCUGUAUGCUGUCUUUAGUUCCCUUAGUAGCUAUUUAUGAAAACAUGUUUGGAGGCAGGCAAUAAAGUUACUAAGGUUGUGACUAUGCUUUAUGCUACAACUUCACUAUCCAUACUGGACAGGACCAGAAAACAAAACUGGUUGUUAUCGUUAUUUUACUUGGGUUGUAGCAGAGGAUUGAGCAUAUGAAACAUAAUGAAAAGAUAACUUCUUUUGUGAUUUGUAAAUGCUCUGAUAAAUCCCAAAUAUACUGCAGAAAUAAAUAUCUCAGGGUAAGUACUAGGUUAUUGACUUUUUUUUCCUCAGUCAGUAGCUUUGUUUGAAAUCUGCCAGUAACUAUAUUUGAAACUGAUAUCCAAAAUGUCACUGAAAUACACAAUCAAGUUUAGGGCUCAAUGAAAGAUCUCAUGUGUAAAUAGAAAUAUGAUUUCUUUUAAAAAUAAAGUUAUUUUUCUUUA
Messenger RNA from Chinchilla lanigera (long-tailed chinchilla), 2260 nucleotides. It is a transcript of the gene Nt5dc1, whose product is annotated as 5'-nucleotidase domain containing 1. The record is from RefSeq and is a predicted model, not a curated record. The transcript is spliced from 7 exons. Bases 1 to 951 code for a protein of 316 amino acids. Lineage: Eukaryota; Metazoa; Chordata; Mammalia; Rodentia; Chinchillidae. Gene Ontology annotation, molecular function: 5'-nucleotidase activity.